AUGAUGAACGGUUAUUAUAACUAUAAUGACGGCGGAUUAAAUGAAGCACGUGGACGUAUCAGUCAAAUGAGUGUUGAAGAGUUAAAAAAAUUAAUGAAUAGUGAUGAAGAAGUAACAAAACUUGUAUUAAGUCUAUCUGAAACUCAACAAAUGAACACAAUUAAAGAAAGUUUAAAAGAUACUAUAAAACGUUUAGCCUUAUCUAAUCUUGAUAAAGAACCAAUACUUAUUCAUGAAAAACAAAAACUCGCUCAAUUACAUGAUGAACUUCGUAAAAUUCGAGAAAAAUAUGAUAGUAUUCGAGGAAAAUAUGAUGAUCAAACUGGUGAAACAAAUCCAGAUAUGAUUUAUGUAUUAUUACAAACAGCUGCAUCGGAUCUUGAACGAGCAACAGAACAAACUGCUGAAGAUUUUUUUUAUGGUGAAAAAACAGAAGAAGAAGUCACAGAUUUCGAACGUCGUUUUAUUGAAGAUCGAAAACGAGCACAUGAACUGAAAAUAACAGCUGAAAAAUUUCAUGAAUUAAUGCAAAUGUCCCAAGCAACAAGUUAUUUAAGUUCCAAUCAAUAUAUGCGUACUAGUGGAUAUUAA
This is a messenger RNA of Rotaria sordida, 591 nucleotides long. NCBI's taxonomy places the organism in Eukaryota, Metazoa, Rotifera, Eurotatoria, Philodinida, Philodinidae. The record is from the annotation of a GenBank genome assembly.